GAUCACGUCCUUGUCUCUUUCUAUCGCUCUCAUUCCUGCACAGGAGCUUACCAAUUUUCCCCAUUUCCCUCACCCCAAAACACACUGCCCCUUCUUUCUCUUCAUUUACAACUCCUUUCGUAAAGAGAAGAUUUUUUUUUAAGGGAUAGCAUUUUACCAAACAGAAAUAGAAUAAAAUCAAAGCUUCAGGAGCCAGACUUCCAGCAUGGCAUUGUCACCAUUCCCUUCUGCAUGGUGAUGCGCUUAAGGUAGCAGCGUUUUUAUUAUUUAGUGAAAAGCAGUUUGGGGGAUUCACCAGUUCUGAUGCUUUUUCUCGCUUUUGUCGGCUGAUGGUAGUGAGCCUCUGUUUGACCUGACCAUGAUUCCCAGGACUGGCACUUUUUAUUUUUUCUCCCCAAACUAUACAAAUCCACAUCUUUUUUUUAUUUUGAAGAAAAUUAGAUUAUUGACAGAUUUUGAAUCUGGACAAUAAAAGGUACUUUCUCCUAGCUUCUUUCUGGCAUCAUUUCUGGGAUAUUUUCCACAAUCUUCACAGGAAACAGGAAUGAACCGGCAGCUAGUGAACAUUUUGACAGCCUUGUUUGCAUUUUUCUUAGAGACAAACCACUUCAGGACGGCUUUCUGCAAAGACCAUGAUUCCAGGUCUGGAAAACCCCCCUCACAGUCCAUGUCUCCUUCGGAUUUCUUGGACAAAUUAAUGGGAAGGACAUCAGGAUAUGAUGCAAGAAUCAGACCCAAUUUUAAAGGUCCUCCAGUAAACGUUACUUGCAAUAUUUUUAUCAACAGUUUUGGAUCAGUCACAGAGACCACAAUGGACUACAGAGUGAACAUCUUUUUGAGGCAACAGUGGAAUGACUCCCGGCUGGCUUACAGUGAAUACCCUGAUGACUCCUUGGACUUAGACCCAUCUAUGCUGGACUCCAUUUGGAAACCAGACUUAUUCUUUGCCAAUGAGAAGGGUGCCAACUUCCAUGAUGUCACCACAGACAAUAAACUGCUACGGAUUUCAAAAAAUGGCAAAGUGUUAUAUAGCAUCAGGCUUACUUUAACCUUGUCUUGUCCAAUGGACUUGAAGAACUUCCCCAUGGAUGUCCAGACUUGUACAAUGCAACUGGAGAGCUUUGGCUACACCAUGAAUGACCUGAUAUUUGAGUGGCUAAGUGAUGGCCCAGUACAAGUGGCUGAGGGUUUAACCUUACCUCAGUUUAUUUUGAAAGAAGAGAAGGAACUCGGAUACUGCACAAAGCACUACAACACUGGAAAAUUUACUUGCAUUGAAGUCAAAUUUCACCUGGAGCGCCAGAUGGGAUACUAUUUGAUCCAGAUGUAUAUUCCUAGCCUGUUGAUAGUCAUUUUGUCCUGGGUUUCAUUUUGGAUCAACAUGGAUGCAGCACCAGCCAGAGUGGCCUUGGGUAUCACCACAGUUUUGACAAUGACAACCCAAAGUUCCGGUUCCAGAGCCUCACUGCCAAAGGUAUCCUACGUAAAAGCUAUCGACAUCUGGAUGGCUGUGUGUCUCCUGUUUGUGUUUGCCGCCUUACUGGAAUAUGCAGCUGUUAACUUUGUUUCAAGGCAACACAAGGAGUUUCUGAGGCUCAGGAGAAGACAAAGGAGGCAAAAUAAGGAAGAAGACGUUGCUCGGGAGAGUCGUUUUAAUUUCAGUGGCUAUGGGAUGGGUCAUUGUCUUCAAGUUAAAGAUGGAACAGCAGUCAAAGCCCCACCACCAAACCCACCCCCAGCACUCCCGAAGGAUUCAGACUCCAUCAAAAAGAAGUUUGUAGAUCGGGCUAAAAGGAUUGAUACAAUAUCUCGAGCUGCCUUCCCAUUGGCCUUCCUCAUAUUCAACGUCUUUUACUGGAUCACAUACAAAAUCAUUCGGCAUGAGGAUGUGCAUAAGAAAUAGGUGAACCCUUUGGGCCUAGGGACACUGUUGCCCAAAUGUUGUGCUUGUAAAUAAACGGUGAAAUUGUCUUUCUAUCAUUUUGACUGAGGGGUUAGGGGGAGGUCAAAAGGGUGGGGGUAGGAUUUCAUGACACUGAAAGAAGACAGAAAAGUUUCAGUCCAUGAAGAAAAUUGAUUGCACAAAAUUAAAGUAAUCACAGAACUAUGUGACAAGGUCCCCUUACAAAUCCCUUAACAUUGUUCUUCCAAAUCUUGGGUCAAUCAGAUGUGUACAUGGGGCCAAUUUUUUUUUUUAACUAAUUCUGGUACUGAAAUGUUCACUUAAAUAAGACCUAAAAUAUUUUACAUCUAAUUCUAGCGGCUACCCUCCAGUGAGUUAAGAGGACCAAACUUUUUCAGGAAAAUGCUGCCUUUGUAUGUGAAAAUAAGUCCACUGAGCUACAUUCCAUGAUAAUAUCAGUAGUUAGUGUUUCACCAAGUCUUUUUGUGGCUCAUAAAUUUAUACUUAAAAGGGGAAAGAAAUGAACACUUCCAACGAAACCAGAUCUCUACUUGAUUAGCCUUGUAGGUGUGCAUUUUCACAUCAUCUUACUUUCCUAGAAUUGUAAUUUUGGGGUUAAAAUUGUGUACUAUGUGAUUAAUUUGAUAGUAUUCUCUUUUAGAAAUCAACAAGACAGCCCAUGUUAUUUUCUUUCCAAGAUGGUGCACUGACCUUAUUCUGGCUGUAUUUACUUGCAACUUGAAGUGCCAAUGUGUUCUUCCCUCCCCUCCACCACAAUAUUCACCGACCUCUUGAUUCCUAAACGGUGUAGCUCAAAUUAGCAUUAACUUUCCCAUCACUGAUCUCAUUGUAACUGCGAACAAUAGUCCAAUAGGUUUACAGACCACUGAUUUCUACCUUCAUUAAAGUGGCUGUCAUUUUAAAUACCAUUGACUAACUUAAGAGUUUUAAAACUGUACUGUGAUUUUCAUAACCUAUAACAUUUUGGUACCAGAGCUACGUGGUUCGAAUUCUGGCUACGUGUUUUAAGUAAGAAAAAAAAAAAGAGGUAUUUUUGCUUAUUCAGAUAAAGACAAUCUGUAAAAAAAAAUUAUAAUAAAAUGAAAAUAAAUUUUACAAGUGCAGUAAAAGGGAUUAUUUUAAAAAAGAUUUAUUUGUUCAAUUUCAAUAAAGCUAAGUGUGCUACAGUACUUCUCCAAAAUGUUUUCUUUUUCAUGGUGUCACAUUAACAAUGAGGAUAAGGAUGACAAUAACAAUUUGAAUUUGUGGAUCGCCUUUUGUUUUCAAUAAUAUCCAAGUGUUUUUACAUUUAAUUAUCUUAUUUCUCCUUCUAAUACCCCAUACAGGAAGAAGGAGCAACUAUUAUCCCAAUUUUAGAGGUGGGGAAACUGAGGCACACAAAGCAUUAAAUAUCUGAUAAAUAUAUUACCCUCUUGGAAUGAAUAAAAUCUAUUUUAUUUCUUAGGUGCGCAUGCAUGAUAAACCCUAGAAUUUAGUUCUUAUUUUUUGGGAAGGUCAUUCUUACGUGCA
Molecule: messenger RNA, 3433 nt
Organism: Phascolarctos cinereus (koala)
Lineage: Eukaryota; Metazoa; Chordata; Mammalia; Diprotodontia; Phascolarctidae
Gene: GLRA2
Product: glycine receptor alpha 2
Biological process (GO): chloride transport; monoatomic ion transmembrane transport
Cellular component (GO): postsynaptic membrane; plasma membrane
Molecular function (GO): transmitter-gated monoatomic ion channel activity; glycine binding; transmembrane signaling receptor activity
Source: RefSeq, a predicted model, not a curated record